Cajanus cajan (pigeon pea) is the source of this 1335-nucleotide messenger RNA. NCBI's taxonomy places the organism in Eukaryota, Viridiplantae, Streptophyta, Magnoliopsida, Fabales, Fabaceae. The record is from RefSeq and is a predicted model, not a curated record.
AUGGGGCGGCUCGGUUUCCCUCGUCCGUUGGAUUGCAAGCUCGUCCUGUGGCUUGCUAACUCGGCGUACAAGGAGAGGGGUCUAGAGAGCAUAAUGGGCAAAAGCAAGUGGCGCGAGCUGAAGUCGCGUUACAACGUCGCCAAAAUUGAGGUUCCCGAACCUCAGGAGGAGGAUGUGGCCCCCUUAGAGACCCGAAGAAAAAGAAAGAGGGGAGAGAAAGAGGUCGGGGGGACCUCUACCCCUCGAGAUGCUGAGGAGGUGACCUCCAAGGCUGCUGACGCCGAUGCGGUCGACCCUACUGGGAGUUCUCCGCCCGAGGGAGCUCCCCAAGCGGCCUCCGAGCAGGUUGCCCAGGCCACCGAGGUGGCUCUGAGUUCGGAGGUACCAGGGGCAGGUGCCGCCGUGGUUGAGCAGGAGGCGCCUGCCUCUGCUUCUGUCGAUGCCCGCGGAAAGGGGUCGAGAUCCGAGGUCCCGACACCUACUCCCGCGACCUCGGCGCCACCGUCUAGCUCGUCGAAGGGGCCCCCCAGAAGCCAAUACCUCGCCCAUUGCUUUGGGAAGGAUCGUUCUCAGGUGCAACUGGAUCAUGUGAGCGCUUCGGAGGACAUAGAUUCUCUGUGGAGCGCGGAGGUGACCUCGGAGAAGUUCUUCUCCAAGGAGUCGUUGAGUACGGCUGAUCAAGCCAUGAUCGAGACGGCCAGGCCAGUGGAAGGCCUUGAUUCUGCUGAGGAGGACCUGGCGAAGCUGAAGGGCCGAGUCCAGCCUUUGAGGGAAGAGAACAAGGCCUUGAAGGAGGAGAACCGGGCCUUGGCGGGCGCUCUCGGGGAUGCUAAGCUGCAGAAUGAGGCCGAGCUUCAAGCCACCAGGAGGGAGCUGGAGAGAGUUCAGAAGUCCUUAGAGAUUGCUCUGAGGUCCAAUGAGACUCACGCUGCCCAAGUGAGUGAGCUGCAAGAGCUCGCCAAUUCUUCCCGAGGUCGGUUGCGUGCCUUAGAAGACGAGGUAACUUCCCUGAAGGUUGAUCUCGUGGUGGCAGCUGAGAAGCGUCUUUGUGACAAGGUGCUUCUCGGUGGGAAAGAAGAGGAGGUCGCCGCACUCAGGGUGGACCUCUCAAAGAUGGUUGCAGAGAAGGAAGAGCUGAAGAAGAAGCUCGAGGGAACUGAGCGAGCUGUCCUGUUCGAGCACAAGAGGGGAUUCCUCAAGGCAUCUCGCCAGGCGAGGCUACUUGCACCGGGGGUCGACCUCUCUGCCAUGCAUGUGGAGAAAGAGGUGCGCUUCGGGAAGCUGGUGAAAGAGGACGACCUCCAGGACAGCUCGAGCGAAAAUGCCUCUGCCUAG